AUGGAAAAUAUGAAAGAGCUGCAGCGCAAGUAUCAAGAUGACCGAGAAGAAGGAGGAUCAAUCAGAGGGAUUGAGGUAGUUCGAUCUGGUGCUCAAGAAUUACCUCCUUUGCCUGCUUGGUCGUCGAAUCAAUCGCCACUUCAAUUGAGCGAUUGGCUGCUGCUCAUCGAACCGGUGGUUUCAGAUUUGACUGCAACUGCUGAAACCUGGUGGAAGACCCUUCUCAAAGAGGCCGAGGGUUGGUAUCAGUCUCAUAUGAAGAUGUCACCUCUUGAACGUCUCCAACAUGGACAUGGAACUCCACCUUCUUUGACACAGGAAAAAUGGCAGCGAUUGGAGCGACGCAUGUCCACGAUGAUGCUUCAAGCGAUGCCUGAACAAGUUCGUGAAGAGCUUGUGUCCACCAGAAGGAUGAGUGUGUUCUCCAUCAUCACACACCUCUAUGUGAUCUACUGUCCAGGUGGUAUCUCCGAAAAACAGAACCUCCUGAAAAACCUUGAGGAUCCUGCGGAAGUCCAAACAUUGGGAGAUGCUCCAAUGGCUUUGAGAAAGUGGAUCAGGUGGCGUCAGAGGGCCACCGAAAUCGGAGCGAUCACGCCUGAUCCUGCUCUUCUUGUUCGUGGGCUUUUGAGGAUGACAAAGAAGGUUUUGGAAACAAAUCGAGAACUACAAUUUCGAGUGUCGCUUGCACGUCAUGGGUUAGGCAUAGAUACGGUGCCGACCUUGGAGAGUGUGACGCAGUUUGCAAUGCACCUCCUCUCUGAGUGCGAGCAGUUGUCGCAAAUGGAGAAGAAGACCGUCCCCAACAACGCCAAGGUUGAACCGAAAGUGAAGAUGAUGGAGUAUGAGAAGGAGGAUGCAAAAGGAAAAGGUAAAGGUAGAGAGAAGACAGCAGAAGAAGAUAGAGGAGAACGUCAGAAGGUUGUCAAGUGCAAGUUCUACCUGACUCCAGAAGGCUGCAGAAAGGGCCGUGAUUGCAAGUUCUCUCACACUGAAAAAGACGGAAAAAGGCGAUGCUACGUCUGUGGUGCGGAAGAACACUUGGCUCCUGCAUGUCCACGAAAGGGAACAGGUGAGGGAUCGCCUCCGAAGCAGAAGGGCGCAAAAGUUGAAGAAGGAGUGAAGACAGGUGAAGUAAAGACAGGUGAGGAGACAAAGGAAGAGUCUGAGACGAUGAAGGGGCUGAUUGAAGAAGCCAACAAGAUGCUCAGAUCACUCACAUCUCACUCGACUUCAUCUCCCAAUUCCUCUUCGGCAUCAAACAGAGAUGAAGACAGCCGAAGUGAAAUGCUGUCACGCCUUCAGGCUCAGCUCAAUUCCCUGAAGGUCUUCAAGCUUGGGCGCAUUGGCGCUGGUCUGGGUCGAGGUCUCAUUGACAGUGGGGCCACUCAUGCGUUGCGUCCAUCAAGAGAAGAAGAGGACACCCACAAGUUGAAAGAAGUUUCUGUCACUUUGGCAGAUGGCAAGUCCAUUCAGUUGCACAUGUCCCCAGGUGGCUCCAUGAUCACCUCAGACCAGAACAUUGAGCCGAUUGUGCCUAUGGGUUCUUUGAUCGAUGCCCUAGGCUGUGUGGUGUCGUGGUCGAAGGGAGCUCUUCAAGUCCAACAUCCAAUCCGAGGUCUUUUACCAGUUGAAGACUGUGGAGGUUGUCCACAGAUUCCAAGGAAGUUGGCAUUGGAGCUAAUCUCUGAGAUCGAAGACUGCAACAAAGGCGUCUCAUUGAAUCGCCUAGACAUAGAAGAAGAGCUUGGAUGGAUGAGAAGGCUUCUACAAGCUCACCCAGUUUUGUCUUGUCUUCCUGACUGGCUCCAAAAGAAGCUUGUGGUCCAGCCGGGAGAAUGGGAAUCUUUGCCUUUGAAUCGACGUCAGCGACGAACGUUGAAAACUGAGGGAUUUGCACUGCACUUGUACUCUGGAGAGGACUCAGGUCACACACUUCAGCGAUCUAUGAGGUGUCAAGGCAGUAAGACAAGGAGGCUUUUGGAAGUGGAUGUAAAGAAGGGGCAAGCGUAUGAUAUGCUUGCUGACGAAGGGAUCUAUGCCACUCUCUUGCGAGCUGCGCUUUCAGGAAAGAUUCUGGCUGUCUUGGGUGGCCCGAACUGCAGAAGUCGAAGUGUGCUCCGACAUCGACCAAUUGAAGGCCAACCAUGGGCCCCCCGUCCAGUGCGUUGCUGGGAGGGAGGGGAAUUUGGAGCACACUGGAUCAACAAGAAAGAAGAAAAGAUGAUUCAAGAAGAUGACACUCUUCUUUGGCGAAUGAUUUUCUUGUACAUGAUUUCAGAGUAUGUCCGCAAGGCACAGUUGCGACCAGAUCCUGUUCACUUUGCGUUGGAACAACCUGCAUCUCCAAAGACUUAUCAACCUGCAGCUGUGUCGUUUUGGGACACCACUGAGUGGCAUGAUUUGAGAAAGGAGUUUCAGUUGAAGGAGGUCACUUUCAAUCAGGGAUGUCUUGGAGGUAUGGCAACAAAACCCACCACUUUGGGCACUACGUUUGAUUUGUGCUUGGAGGAUCACAAGAUGGGUCCUCUUCUACCUGCGCAACCUGUGGAAAGCUCAAAACAGUUGGAAAGAUGGGCACCUGGACUGAUGAACGCUGUCAGCGAAGCGGUCAUAACUCAGGUGUUCAAGGGGACACCGCAACUCAGGGCUCUCACCUAUGAAGAGCAUGAGUUCUUGCUCUUGACACAUGUGGGCCUCUUUUACCAUCAAGCGAUGUUGGUGGCUGGAAGUAGCGAUGUUGGUGGCUGGAAGUGUCGAUAUUUUUUGGCUGGUGCUUACACAUACAUGGUUCCAAAGGGCACAGAAAAGAUGAUAGGUCAACCCGAAGAAGAAGGUGGUCUUGAAGAGGCACCAGUGCUUGAUCUUUUUGCCGAGGAGCCUGAAGGUGAUGACCAGGAAGCUGAUGAACAGCCUCCUGAUGGCCUCUUGCCAAGAGGUGCAGAACUUCCUGAGGAGUCCCGUCUUGAAGAUUCAGGAGGAGAAGAAGAGAAAGAAAGAGGAGAUAAAGAUCAAGAUGGUCAACAAGAAGCAGAAGAUGGUCCUCAAAGCGAAGAUAAAGACUAUGAAAUCAGAGUCUUCAAGAUGGCGCUCCCUCUGAGGUCAAAGAAGGCGAGGGAAGUCACAAGAGUAGCGAUGGAGAUGGUUCUCAAACUGAAGAUUGAUGGAUAUCAUGUGAAUCGUAUCCACAGCGACAGAGGCCACGAAUUCCUUGGGCUGGAUAAGAAGCCAGAGUUCCCCCGCUUUCUUCAAGAAGUCUUGGUGAGGAGGAGGAGGUGGAAGAAACAGGCGUUUGAGCCUAUGGUGGAAGUUGCAAGAUACCUCGGACCUGCACCCGAGGACAAUGGCCAUUGGAUCAAGGUGAACGAUGAAGCACCGAGAGUCACUCGAUGCUACAUGCAGAAAGCCAUAGAACGACCUGAAGAAGGAGUGUGGCUAGCCAUCGAAAGGGAGGUCUUGGAUGCUCUCACAAAAAGACGAAGGCUUCGAGAAAAGACUACAGUGCGUAGGUUGAAAAUGGAGGAGAAAGAAGAAGGUGAGGAUGAGGCUGUGAGAUUGGCAAAGAUGAGGAACAGGUUUACAAGAAUGGUCGAGGAGGAGACUAAGGCGAUGUUGGAUGAUUCUCCUGAAAUGAUCACAGAAGAGAUUGACAUCUUGGCCAAGCUCAAAAAGAUGCUUGACUCUCAAGAGAAGGGCGAAGAUGAUGAAGUCCUCCAAACGAAAAUCAUCUCCCUUCUUGAGGUCUCAAAGAACUGGAAUGAUUGGCUUCCGGCAGUGGAUGCUGAAGUCACGUCACUGUUAGAAGAGAAGGAAGCCUUCGAGGAGGUAAGUGGAGAAAGGUUGGAGGAGCUCUUGAAGGAUGCAGAAAAAAGGGGCAUACCAGUGGAGUUUCUCCCAUCAAAGUUGGUCUGCACAAAGAAGCCAGGAAAAAGAGGUGGCCGCAACAAGAUUCGAUGGGUCAUCUGUGGAAACUUCGAGCAGGUCAAAGAGGGAGAGAACACGUUUAGCUCUGGUGCAGAUGCCUCUGCACUGCGCCUUCUGAUCGUUGCGGCAUCAAAAUUCCAAUGGGAGGCUGGGACCAUUGACAUCAAAACAGCCUUCCUGAAUGCCACCAUGUGCCCUGAAGACCAGCCAAGCUUGUUGCUGGUCAAACCUCCUAUGCUGCUUUUGGAAAAGAAGUACAUGAAGCCAGGAACAUACUACAUGCCCAAGCGCGCGGUCUAUGGACUUCGCCGAUCACCAAAGCUCUGGGGUGAUUGCAGAGAUGAUGAAUUGGAAGUCAUGAAACUGGAAGUGGAGGAGGAAGAAGGUCAGAUGACAUCACUCCGACUCUGCCCUCUGGCAUCAGAGCCAAACUUGUGGAGGAUUGAAGCUGAGGAGAGUGAAGCUGAGUCUGACACUCAGUCGAACUUUGCUCCGCUGCCAUUGAAAGGGCUCUUGAUGACAUAUGUCGAUGACAUCUUGGUCACUGGAAGUCGAAAGGUGGUAGAUGCCGUCAUGGAAAAGGUCAGAACUAUCUGGACCACCUCAGAACCAGAUCAAGUAGGAGAAAAGCCUAUACGAUUCCUAGGCGUCGAGAUCUCAAAGACCUUUGAUGUCACCAAGAAUCGCGACGUUUGGUAUGUCAACCAACAGUCCUACAUCAAGGACCUUCUUGCGCAAGAUCAAGAAGCUCCAGACAGAAAGAUCCCAAUCACAAAAGAUCAGAGUCAACUUCCAGAGGAAGAAGGAAGAACACCAGAGCUGAUUCGUUCAGCUCAGAAAGCCACCGGUGAGAUGCUCUGGCUGGUGACACGCACCCGCUUGGACCUCAUGUAUGCCGUUUCAAAGAUGGGCUCUUGCGUCACGAAGGCCCCUCAGAAGGUCCUCCAGAUCUACCAGCAGAUCAAGGGGUAUCUCAAAAGCACUAUGGAUGAAGGCAUCUGCUUUGAUGCUGCUGGAGCAGAGACCUUGAUGAUUGAGGCCAUGUCAGACGCCAGUUUUGCACCUGAAGGAGAUGUCAGCCACGGAGCCUUCAUCAUCAUGGUAGCUUCUUGCCCUGUUUUUUGGCGAAGUGGUCGUCAAAGUUUUGUGACGCUCAGCACAGCAGAAGCGGAGAUGAUGGAGAUUGUGGAGAGCAUGGUGGCUGGAGAAUCAAUUGGUGCCAUAGCUGAUGAGCUGUUUGGCCCUCUGCAGCGAAAAUCUUGGACAGAUUCUCAGUCUGCCCAAUCAAUUUUGACCAUUGACGGAGGAUCAUGGCGCACACGUCAUUUGCGACUGAGAGCAUCAGCUGCCAGGAGUUCAAUCUUGCAGGGCACCUGGUUUCUUCAACAUGUCGCGGGAAAUCAAAUGAUCGCUGACAUUGGCACCAAGCCAUUAGCUUCAGAAAGAAUCAGGUACUUGAAGAAGGAGAUGAACCUGGUUCAAGUACCACAACCGAAAGAGCAUGAGAAGAAAGAAGAGAAGGUUUUUGAAGAAAAAGGAGAAGGCGUAGGCAUUCAGAAAGCAGCAGCAGCAUUGAAGCUGCUCACAUUGGCUGCUGCGAUCUCAGCUGCCAAAGGAGAAUAUGAAGAAACAGAAAAAGAAGAUCAGGAAAAUUCAACCCUCGAGCUCAAAGUCAUGAUGGUCGUUUUUGCGUUGAUCAUCGUGCUUCUCACGAUCGUGAGCCAGCAUUUGUGGAAGGUAGGAGUAAGGAGGCUGGAAAUGUCUUGGUCAAACCAAGCUGGAUCGUCUUCCCGAAGUCUCCCUGCAGGUGCUGCUGCUCAAAGAGAAGAAGAAGAAAAGGAAAAUGGUGGUGAAGGGAUGGCCGCUGUGGCAGGACAACUGUCACAGCGACCCACGUACCUCCCACCGGGUGGUGAAGGGAUGGCCGCUGUGGCAGAUCACACGCCGCAGCGACCCACGUACCUCCCACCAGGCGAAGGGUCUUCUUCGCCACUUGAAGAUUCAACCUCUUCAUCAGAGGACACUCCGUAUCGUCCAUUAGAUGAGCGCCACAUCCCUGGGUUCGACUUGGAUCGAGUCAUGCAGGAGAUAGCAGAUGAAGAAACCAACCUCUACGAGGAAGCACAGAGAAAUCCAGAAAGAUUCCAGAACUAUGAGAACAGCAAGGAAAGAGCUAGAGCAGCUUUCCAAGUUUUGACCACUCGGUAUGGCCGAGUUUAUCACUAUCAGAGCCAGUGCAGGUACCUGUCGUCUGUCCAGACAGGAGCCAAUCGAGAAUCUGCCUGGUGUCGCAUUUGCUGGGCCAUUACCGCUCAAACGCGUGGACCCCCACCACCAGGAGUUCCACUUUGGAUUGAUCACUGGGGUGGAGAUUAUCACGUGGAUUCAAGAUGCCCACGCUGCGAUCCAGAAAAGAUGUUUCCAGCAUGCCCAGGAUGUGGUGAGAGCGCAGGUUAGAUCUUUUUCCUUUUAUUUGCACAAUAGAAGCAGCUUGAGCCUGAAUCUUGGGAUGACCUCACGAUAUCCCAAGGGAGGAGUGCAGAAUGCAUUCCAUUUUGACCAUACCUGUCAGGCAUUUUGACUUGCUGCAGAUUUCACAUUUGCCGAUUUUCUGUAGCUGCUUUUUCUAACUCAAGCCGAGCACAACCCCGAG
Cladocopium goreaui is the source of this 6577-nucleotide messenger RNA. The record is from the annotation of a GenBank genome assembly. NCBI's taxonomy places the organism in Eukaryota, Dinophyceae, Suessiales, Symbiodiniaceae.